AAACUUGUCUUUCACAGACUUUCAUCAUCUAGAUGGAUCGCAGAGAUAACAAGAAUCUCCGCUCUCGUUUCACUGAGUGAGAGCUGCUGGUAUCAAAUCUGAGUCACAGAUGAUCAUAAAUAAACCUGAAGUCGGAGCGGCAGACACAGAACAGGACGGGACCACGGCGACAGCAUGGAGCUGAGACACGGCGUCUACACUCUGCUGGCAUGUUGCAGUGUAUUGUGGGUCGUCUCCUCCCCCUCCAGGGUUAGAGCUCCUCCUCCUCCUCCUCCUCCUGGUUGUGACUCCACGUUGGCGUUCUCCUCAGCGGUCUCCUCCUCAUCUGAAGGAAACAUCCACCGCAGAUCUCUGUCUCCAUGGAGCUGGAGGUCGUCCACGGUGAAGAACCGGAUCCCCUCCACCCUCUGGGAGGCCGAGUGCAGCAGCAGCUUCUGCGUCAGUCCCAGCCCGGGACAGACGGACGGACACAACCUGAACUCCGUCCCCGUCUACCAGAACGUCCUGGUCCUGACCCGGCAGGACGGGACGGGACGCUGCUACAAUGCUUCGUACCGGUCUGUGGCUGUCGGCUGUACCUGCGUCUGGGCCAAAACCAACCAGAACUAAACCAUCUCAACCUGAACCUGAACCAGAACCUCAAUCUGAAUCUGAAUCUGAAUCUGUGCCACAUGAGCAGAGCCUCUCACUCAUGGAUGUUGUCUCCAGUCCACUAAAAGCAGUAAUACCACAGUGUAAGAAUACUCUGUUACAAAUAAAGAUCCUGCAUUUGAUAUUCUACUUGAGUAAAAAGACAAAAGUAUCGAAAACUGAAGUACUCGUUCUGCAAAAUGACCCGAGAGUUUAAUUAGAGAGGCUUCAAGGUCCCCAAAGAUUUUUUUUAUCAUAUUCAAAUAAAGUUAUUUUCCACUGUC
Messenger RNA from Chelmon rostratus (copperband butterflyfish), 914 nucleotides. It is a transcript of the gene il17a/f2, whose product is annotated as interleukin 17a/f2. Gene Ontology annotation, molecular function: cytokine activity. The record is from RefSeq and is a predicted model, not a curated record. Bases 175 to 609 code for a protein of 144 amino acids. Lineage: Eukaryota; Metazoa; Chordata; Actinopteri; Chaetodontiformes; Chaetodontidae. The transcript is spliced from 3 exons. Gene Ontology annotation, cellular component: extracellular region. Gene Ontology annotation, biological process: inflammatory response.